Brassica napus (rape) is the source of this 4396-nucleotide messenger RNA. Its product is annotated as L-type lectin-domain containing receptor kinase I.3-like. Gene Ontology annotation, cellular component: plasma membrane. Lineage: Eukaryota; Viridiplantae; Streptophyta; Magnoliopsida; Brassicales; Brassicaceae. Gene Ontology annotation, biological process: protein phosphorylation. The record is from RefSeq and is a predicted model, not a curated record. Gene Ontology annotation, molecular function: protein kinase activity; carbohydrate binding; ATP binding. The transcript has a single exon. Bases 1460 to 3565 code for a protein of 701 amino acids.
AAUGACGAGUUAUAGACAAUGGAUUGUUGAUGAUAAAUUAUGGACGAUGAACUCUGGAUCGAAGAGUAACUUGUGGACAAUGAAUCAUAGAAAUGCAAAUAAUUUAUAUGAUGCUUACUUCCACCAUUACAAAUUUGAAAUUUCAAAGAAAUAUGACAUGAUAACCAUUAUGUACAUGAUACCAUUAACACCAUGUGGAUGGUAAUUUGUAUGAGAGUGAUUUGUUGGACAUGUAUUUAUGUCCACGAACGGGAGAAACAUGGACAGAAGCGUAUGUACAUACAUGUGUAUAUAUGCACAAAAAAUUGGUUAGGAUUGAAAGAAGAAGAAACAACAGUUAAAAUGUUGUUCCAAGAACCAAAGAAGUUACAAAAACCAUAGACAAAAUGAAGAUAUAUGUGUGUGGACAUAGAAAAAAGCGUUGUGGACAGACGAAUUGUGGACACGCAUAUAUCUCACAAAAUAGUAGUUGUGGACGAAAGAUGUGUCCCCAAGACUAAAAUAGCUCAAUGAUGUGCUUAUUUUAUGCAAAUAUUGUGUUUGGGGAACAAUGACAGAGCUAUUACCUCUAUAUUGUGAAGCUUAGCCUCAAUAUGUGGGCUCUAGGGUGUACGGCUGAUGCGUGGGUUUUGGGGGUAUAAGGUGAUCCAUAUAAUGAAUUGUUUGAACAAAUGAUCCAAGACAUAGAUGAAUUGUCGAAAGAGAUUAGGGUUUGUAAUUUGUGAGAGAUUGGGAAAAGUCACAAUUUUUUUUUAGUUUCGGCUUCAAAAUAGGUAACCAGACUGAGCUUACACUAGAAAGAUAUAUUAGACAAUCAACAAGGAAAAUAUGUGCUUCAAGCGCAAUGUGACUUUUUAUGUAAUUGUAAAGUCAAAAAGUGACCUUAUGUGUAAUUUUUUCAAGAAUGAAACAUGUCUGAUACCAAUAAGUAUUUUGAUUGCUUUCUUGUUUACUUCAGUUGACCUUCGAGACAGAGCCGCUCCUAGUCUUUAUAGGGAUAAAAGCAAAAUAGUAAAAAAAAAAAGAUCUAUUAAUUAACUGAUUCUGAAUUUUUUUUUUAAAGUCUUCUAAGGAGAUUCGAACUCACUACCUCUUAUUCUACUAACACCAAUAUCAACACCACAACUUUUACAUUCUGAAUGCUAGAACUAGCUCAACUCCAAGGCAUUUCAGAUUUCUUGUGGUAGAAGAAUGAAAUAUGUCUGCUACAGGUAAGUACUUUGAUUGCUUUCUUGUUUGCUUCAAUUGACCUUGGAAUAACCAGAGAAGACCAUACAACAAAUUUACAGCAGUAUUUAAUUAACAUGAUGGAUUAUAUUAGUUAUUAUAGUUGUCAUGGUUUCUUGAAUUCUAUUAUCAUAUUCAUGGUCAAAUUUGUAAUGCCUAUUUGGAAUAUAUUUUGCGUUUCCUGGCUACAGUUCCAUAGGAGAAAAUGUUAGUUUGACUUUUUCCUGAAUUUAUGAGUAGAUCUUGUUUUGCAGGUCCACAGAUUGUUUGUUCCCGAAGAGAAAACAUCUAUGCAGAAAAAAAACCCCACAAUUUCUCGCUCCCAGUAGAUAUGGAUUGUACACUGCAUUUGGUUUUGAUCAUCUCCUGCAUUUAUCUUACUUGCCUGUCAAGUCAACAAGAAACCAGGUUUGUCUACAAUGGUUUCGACCAAGCAGACCUUUUUACCGAUGGUCUCGCCAAGAUCCUUCCUGGUAGGCUUUUGCAGUUGACAAAUACUACAGAGCGGCAAGUGGGUCAUGCUUUCUUCAAGCAGUCAUUUGAUUUUGCUCCAUCUGAAUUCUUUACGCAUUUUGUGUGCGCCCUGGUGCCUCCUAAGUUGGGAGCUGAUGGUGGCCAUGGGAUUGCCUUCGUUGUAUCUCCUUCCAUGAAUCUCUCUCAUGCAUCUCCAACUCAGUACUUGGGCGUCUUCAGCAUCCCAACAAAUGGGACUUCCUCCCCUCAUCUUCUAGCUAUUGAACUCGACACUGUUAGUACGGUAGAGUUUGAUGUGCUGGAAAAGCCUCACGUUGGGAUUAGUGUAAACAGCCCACUAUCUGUUGAGUCUGCCCUCCCAUCUUACUUUUCCAGUGCGCUGGGGAGUAAUGUAAACAUAAAUCUCUUGAGUGGAGAGCCUAUCCAGGUGUGGGUGGACUACGAUGGAACGUUGCUUAGUGUUUCACUAGCCCCUAUAAACAUAGAAAAACCAAACCGGCCUCUUAUGUCAAGAUCCAUAAAUCUUUCAGAAAUAUUUGAAGAUAAGAUUUUUGUGGGCUUCUCCGCAUCUACAGGGCAACUGACCAGUAACCAGUAUAUACUUGGGUGGAGUUUUAGUAGGAGCAAAGAACUAUUUCAGGCCCUGGACCUCUCUAAACUCCCUCACGCUCCUCUUCCCCAAGAUGAACCAGAGAAGGCUCCUCUUCCUAGAGAUAAACUAUCUCCACUGCUUAUUGGUUUGGUUGUCGUGUUGGUGAUCCUUGUACUGAUAGUUCUUGGAGGACUUUAUCUGUAUAGGAGGAAUAAGUAUGCAGAAGUAAGAGAGUCCUGGGAAAGGGAAUACGGUCCACACCGAUUCUCCUACAAAUCUCUGUAUAAAGCAACAAAUGGGUUUGGGAGAGAUGGUCUUAUAGGGAGAGGUGGGUUUGGAGAAGUCUACAAAGGAACUCUUCCCCUAAGCAGGCAUAUAGCUGUAAAACGACUGUCACACGAUGCAGAGCAAGGAAUGAAGCAGUUUGUGGCUGAAGUUGUGACUAUGGGAAGCUUACAGCAUCGGAACUUGGUUCCUCUUCUCGGGUAUUGUAGAAGAAAAGGUGAGUUACUUCUGGUAUCUGAGUACAUGCCCUGCGGUAGUCUUGAUCAGUACUUGUUUCAUAACCGAAACCCAUCUCUUUCAUGGUUGCAAAGGAUUUCUAUUCUUAACGACAUUGCCUCGGCUAUUAGUUACCUGCAUACAGGAGCUAGUCCAGCUGUUUUGCACCGGGAUAUUAAAGCUUCUAACGUCAUGUUAGAUUCCGAGGGUAAUGGAAGGUUAGGAGAUUUUGGAAUGGCUGGGUUUCAUGACCCCAGAGCCAACUUAUCUUCAACAGCUGCGGUGGGAACCAUAGGUUACAUGGCACCUGAGCUAAUAACAAUGGGGACUUCUACAAGAACUGAUGUGUAUGCCUUUGGUGCUUUCAUUCUUGAAGUAACUUGUGGAAGACGACCUGUAGAACCCGAGCUGCCCGUGGAAAAGCAAUAUCUGGUCAAGUGGGUUUGUGAAUGCUGGAGAAGUGAUUCUUUACUCGAGACCAGAGAUCCAAGAUUGGGAGGAGAAUUCUUAACCGAGGAAGUGGAGAUGGUUCUUAAACUCGGGUUGCUCUGCACAAAUGCUGACCCAGAAUCAAGACCUGCCAUGGGACAAGUGGUGCAAUACCUAAACCAGAGCAUACCCUUGCCAGAUUUCUCACCAUAUUCUCCAGGUAUCGGAGCUUUUAUGCCAGUGUCAAUGCUAGCAUCAUUUAACAUUGGUGUGCCCAAUUCAAGGAAUUUGUCAAUGCCUACGUUUGUUUCUCAUACAAUCUUGGAAGGGCAUGGAAGAUGAGAUCUAUGAAACUGUGAAUUAUCUGCAUCUAAAUCUCUUUAGCUACUCAAUUUUUUUUUUUAACUUCAAGAAUUAACUGUUGUUGGUUGAGCUGAGUCUUUUAUGCUAUCUUCUGCAUAGGCUUAGGUGAGAAAUGUUCUGUUUUCCUUAUUCCUAAGUGGCCAACAACAUUAUCUUAGUUUUGUAAAUUUUCUUUUUGUUGGUAGAAUCUUAUUUGUUGACCGUGGAAAAUUAGGAAACCAUUAAUAAGGGAAGUUUGUAUACAUGAGUUUAUAACUAACUCUCUAACAGACUCGUUCUUGUAAUUCUAAUAGAGUCAACUAACAGAAAAUUGGUAAGUGGACGGAGGGAAUAAAUUCAGUGAUACGUAAGAUUGUCUCUCUUACUCACAAGCAAAAGGAAAUUUCAAUUGUUUCCCAAACGGUACAGAAAGAGGACCUUCAAGGUCUUUGGCGAUCCUAAGGUUCGUGAAGAUCUUUAAGCCGUAUUCUACAUUUGUAGCAAAGAUGUCCAUAUUAUUGACGCUCAUCGAUGUUAAAAUUAUUAAAGAGAAUUAAAAUACUGUAUAUGAAAAAUGAAAUAUGUUUCUUCUUUUCUUUUCGCUGCGAUAUGUACAAGAGAAUGAGCACUGAUCGAUGAUAUCGACCAAUCUUGGAUCUGUUGAGAUAAGCUUGAAGAUGAUAGAUCAAGACUGAAGAUUUGCCGUACAAGCUAAAAGGGAUCAUAGUCUAUCCGAGAUCGAAGAUAAAGAUGGUGAGAUAUUUUAGGAGUUAUCUACAACAAUAAAAGCAUUAAGAUUAUGUUUUACGGUUUUAGCUUUAUAUAUACAUC